AUGAAGGUCCCACACGUCGUUGCCUUAAGCGCGGUGGUCCUUUCGUCUGUUGGCACAUGCUCCAAACUCUUAACAGUUCCAACGACUCCUUUCCUACCAAGCAACUCGGGCAAUUAUGACCUCCAUCACUUGAAGAGUAUAGUCGUCGAUGAUCGCUAUAAAUCGGCAACCGACACCGAAGGGCAUACCUUAAUCCCACCGUCCCUAUCCGACUUCGCCCGGACUUUCGAAGAGGACUUGGAGGAAUCUCUAGGCUUGAAGCUCAAUUUAGGGAGUAGCGAACUCACCGACGCACACAAUUCGAUUUUCCUGACACUUGACCAAGAGAAAGACAGGUACCUCGAUGUUGCAGGCCGCCAAACCAGCGAAGGAUACACGCUUACAGUUAACGAAACUGGCAUCACAAUCGCUGGCGCCAGUCCUCUCGGUGUGUGGUGGGGAACUAGAUCACUGAUUCAUGCAGCCGUGACGAAUCAGUUAUUUCUUCCAUAUGGCUCUGGCGUCGACGCUCCAGGAUGGGUUACUCGCGGGGUUAUGCUCGACGUUGCUAGGCAUUACUACCCGCCGGACUUCAUCGUUGAGAUGUGUUCGUAUCUUUCAUUCUUCAAGCAGAAUGUAUUUCACCUCCAUCUUAAUGACAAUCUCUUCAUAAACGACAAGAUAAUGACAAGAGACCAAAUCUUAUCAUUAUAUGCCACAUUCAGGCUUUGGUCCGACGAUCCAGCAGUUAAAGGCCUCAACAACCGUGCCAACGAAUCUUACAGCAGAGACGACUUCGAGAGAAUACAACAGGAAUGUGUCCAACGAGGCGUCACUAUAAUUCCCGAAAUUGACUUGCCCGCACACGCACUUGCUGUUGUUCAAUGGAAGCCCGAGCUUGCGCUUCAGGAUAGCCUAAUUAACCUGUCUCUACUAAACCUAUCUCACCCCGAAACGAUGCCGACCAUCAAAUCAAUCUGGAACAUUUUCCUUCCGUGGUUUCACUCCAAGCGAGUUCAAAUCGGAGCCGACGAAUACAUUGCAACAGGCGUAGUCGAAUACACAAAUUAUGUCGAUGAUCUCACUGAAUUUAUCCGAAACGAGACAGGCCAGAGUACACGGAUUUGGGCUGACUUGACGCCGGCCCAGGGUAGCAAUGUCAAUAAAAAUGUAUCCAUCCAAUUCUGGGCACCGUACUUGGGAAACGCACUUUUUGACUAUGUGCGGAAUGGGUAUAAUGUUGUUAACUCCGAUUUUGCUUGGUAUGUCAGCGAAAAAUGGGCCGUUUAUUUUCCCACGUCGCUCCAUAAGCAGCUCAUCUUCAACGGAAACCCAGAUGGUGGCCCAUUCUCGCCCAAUAUCUUUGACACGGCGAAUUCUUCAAACAACGCCGCUAAAGACGACCCGCUGGUAGAAGGGCACAUAGCAGCUGCUUGGAACGACUUCGGGCCGCUCACUUCGACAUAUCUUGAGGCCUAUCAUGCUUGGAGGGAUGCGCUGCCAGCCUUAGCUGAUAAGCAAUGGGGAGGCAACAUCUCAGAGGCAGAAUAUGACACAAUUUUUGACCAGCUACACUCCGUAAUUCCAGCACAAAACCUCGACCGCAAUAUCCCUAGUAAUUCGAGUGUCAUUGCAAACUACCAAUUCGAGGAUGGUAGUGCGGGUGAAAUUUUUGACCACUCUGGAAAUGGCUACAACGGCACCACUACAAACGGCUGCAUGGUCCGGAAUGGUACCCUCUACCUGAAUGGGGACUGCGCAACCCAGACUCCCCUCAAUAGUAAAGGUAGAAAUGCCACGCUUUCGUUUUCUAUCUACCCAACUUCGCAGCAGCCUUCCACCCUUUUCUACAGCAGUGAUUCCGCCCUAGAGGUAGGAGAUAAUGUUACCCUAGUCAGCGGUGGGAAUCGUUUCCCACUCAAUUACAGCUUGCCCCUCAACGCUUGGACAGACGUGACACUUGCACUCCGCGGUAACCAAACUUUUUUCGAAGUUGGCAAUACGACGCCAAUGGAAUUCCUAACAAGGUUUGAGCCGAAUGGAGUUCAAAGUGCAAAUGGCGUGAUGGUGGUUUGGGCGUCUAUUGCUAUUGAGCUGCCUUUUAGCAAAAUCGGGACCGACUUUCACGGAAGACUAAGGAAUAUCCAAUUGAAAGACGACAGCAAGAAAACAUCCGGAUAUCCAGUUUGA
Molecule: messenger RNA, 2169 nt
Organism: Hypoxylon trugodes
Lineage: Eukaryota; Fungi; Ascomycota; Sordariomycetes; Xylariales; Hypoxylaceae
Product: glycoside hydrolase family 20 protein
Exons: 3
Coding region: 1-2169 (722 amino acids)
Biological process (GO): carbohydrate metabolic process
Molecular function (GO): beta-N-acetylhexosaminidase activity
Source: RefSeq, a predicted model, not a curated record